AGAAAUGUCGAUAUUGCCCGGAUGUGCUCACGUGACAGGUCUAUCUGGCCGAGUCAGCCGAGUAGCUCAGUGUUACCUUUGUGUGUUCUUUGAAUAGAGGGUGGAGUAUUACACGUUUUGUCAAAGGACAGCCGAUUGAAAUUUCUUUUCUACACUGUUGGUUGGGCGGCCACUGAAAGGACAGGUCUAUCUGAUCCGUCUUGGUAACUCAACACCAACAGCCGAGCGACUCUGUGUUACCAUUGCGUGUUGUUUAGAUUCAGAGAGAAGCAAUACAUGUUUUGUCGUCGACAUCCUACUGAAAUCUACUUUCUACACUGUGGGUUUGGCGGCCAUUGAAAGGACACUGAACAGCACUGAGGACAAAGUUUUUCGUUUGAUUCGAGACUGGUGACGAGCAUUGAUCGUCACUGUUAAAGAAUUCAGGAGUAUUGUUCUUCAAAUUGAUUACAUGGUUGUCGUGGUGACGGCCGCCUGUUUAUUUUACAUAGGAAUGUUGACACUUGGUGUAUGUGAACACAGCAACAUCAAUAUGCACGUCGUCGCCAUUUGAAGAGUGUCUAAUCUUGGAUCAGCCAUAUCUGUUGAGUGUUGUUAGAUAACUUACUAAUAUUCUAAUAUGGCAACAUUGAGGCUGUUUUGAUCAAUAAUUCAGUCAGAGGUAAUCCUUUGAACUCGCGUCGUGCCAAAUGUUGGGUUGCAGACGGAAACGCCUGUGGACGUCUCUGUUAGUUGUGGCCAUUUUGUUAGCGGUCAUGCGCAUUACUCUUCACUACUAUAAAGACGUUGAUGACGUCAUGCCUCAUAACCAAGCACAAAGUUUCACGAGCAAAGGAGGUCAAGGUCACGAAAGUGUAUCAAACCAAGGUCAUGUAAGUGUUUCAAAUCGAGAUAGCGCCUACGACCCAAGCAGUCUCGUACAAGACAAACACAUUCUCCGGGAGACGUCACUGAUCGGUGCAACUGUUAUUUCAAGAUCAAAUACGUCAUGGUCACGUGACGAUGGCGCGUGCAAUGGGGAUACUAGUUUCGUGAAGACAGUUUUACACUCGCCGGCUGGAGAUACACCAAUCUACGUUCACCCCAUGUCGGAGGAUAUAUGGGUGUCGGCAACAAUUAUAAAGGGGCAAGUGUGGGAAGGCGACUUGGUGACCAAGUUCUACAACUACUUCAAACAAGAUGACGAACUUGUAUUGGUCGACAUCGGCGGAAACAUCGGCGUGUACGGCCUUACGAUAGCUAGAAUGGGGAGACAGGCUGUACUAGUCGAACCGCUUCUGAAGAACGUGAAGAAGCUGUGUAACUCUAUCCAUGACGGCAAUUACUCACACGUCUACAUCGUACAUAACGCCGUCUCCAACACAAGGGUCAAGGUCGAAUUUGGGAGCUACGCCAACAACGUCGGUGGCACGUACGUAAAGCCUGUUACGUCAGAGAGCCGGGAGACAGCACAGUCUUUGUUGCUUGGUGAUCUACUGGAGGUGUUUCAGCUCCGCAAGGUUGCCAUGAAGAUGGACAUUGAAGGCCACGAGGAUGAAGCUCUUCUGGGUGCGGAGACGUUCUUCGCCAAGGUGGAUGUCAGGUAUCUAUUGAUGGAAUGGAACACACACAUCAACAAACCGGAGGCUAGGCAUAUCAUUGACUUCCUCACCAAACACAACAUGGUACCCGUACACCCGGUGAACGAACAUAUGCUGGCCUUGAACGGAUCCGGGCAAUGGCCAUGGGAUGUGCUGUGGAAGAAAGAUGUAUGAGGUUAAUAUAUCAACAAAUGUGAAUGGUCCAUUCUACAUAUUUUCUGGACGUGGAAUUCCGGGUCAGAAUUGUUCCUCAGCAACCUAGGCUUCUUAAUGGAUCGGAUGGUAAGGAUCGAUGACAUGGUUGAUAGCGUGCUCAUAGUAUCAAUCACUGGGUUGGCAAAAUUAUUUACAGGUCGCGGUCUUGGAAUAUUGCUGAGUGUGGCGUAAAACAAACACA
Messenger RNA from Haliotis rufescens (red abalone), 1977 nucleotides. RefSeq lists its product as uncharacterized. The record is from RefSeq and is a predicted model, not a curated record. Bases 690 to 1754 code for a protein of 354 amino acids. Lineage: Eukaryota; Metazoa; Mollusca; Gastropoda; Lepetellida; Haliotidae. The transcript has a single exon.